Molecule: messenger RNA, 1242 nt
Organism: Ruditapes philippinarum (Manila clam)
Lineage: Eukaryota; Metazoa; Mollusca; Bivalvia; Venerida; Veneridae
Product: interferon-gamma-inducible GTPase 10-like
Exons: 1
Coding region: 14-1225 (403 amino acids)
Cellular component (GO): membrane
Molecular function (GO): GTP binding; GTPase activity
Source: RefSeq, a predicted model, not a curated record
AAACCAAAUUUAAAUGAUGGCCAGCAGAAUAAAGGGUGAAUGUAGCAACGAAGUUACUGAAGAAGAAGAGUUACUCAGUGACGUGUUCAAAGAGAAUGGUAUUGAAGGUAUACAAAAUUAUAUCAAAGAAGGAUUAAAUAAAUGGCGUGAAACUGAAUUGCAUAUUGCAGUUGCUGGAAAAUCAGGAGCUGGAAAAUCGACUUUUAUCAAUGCCAUUCGGGGACUUAAAACGGGAGAAAAGGGUUCUGCUGAUACUGAUGUCGAAGAAUGCACGAUAACUGCCCAGUCUUACACGCAUCCAAAAAACGAAAAAAUAGUAUUUUGGGAUUUACCUGGAAUUGGAACGUAUACUUUCAAACGCGAUGAAUAUAAGGAUAAUGUCGAUCUAGCAAAAUAUGACUUUUUCCUUAUAUUUUCAUCAGAGCGAUUUUUAGAAACCGAUGGAUGGCUGGCAAACGAAGUAAAACAGUUGGGUAAAAAGUUUUACUUUGUACGAACCAAAGUAUUCCAAGACAUUGAAAAUGAUAAAAAAGGUAGAAAAGUCGCGCGUAGUAGAGAUGAAAUCUUGGAAAAAAUACGCAAGAAAUGUUUAAAGAGCCUCGAAGACAUUGGUAUAUCUGAAUGUUUUGUUUACUUGAUCGACAACUUUGAACCAGAGGACUUUGACUUCAAUAAGCUACAAUCAAACCUAAUCGAAGAUUUACCACAACUGAAACGAGAGGCCAUAGUUUUUUCAAUUAUUACUAAAACCGACGGUAUGAUGUUGCAGAAAAAGAAAGAACUUGAAAAAAGAAUUCCACGCAUUUCACUGAUAUCUGCAGCGACUGGCGCAAUGCCAAUUCCAGGGUUUAACGUAAUUGUGGAUUUUGGCUUAAUGCUGGAAGAAGUCGACUUUUAUAGAGACCAGUUUGGUUUGACAAAAGAUGCAAUAAACAGGACUGCAGAAAUGCUAGGAAUGCGCGAAGAAGAGCUGAGAAGGAAUCUUAAAAUGAAAGAAUUGCUCAUCGAUUACACAGUGAAAGGAUUAAUGGCGUUCUGUCAAACACUCUUCAUAGCUGAAGCAUUGGAAGAAGUUGCAAAAUUCAUGCUACCUAUUCUAGGAAGCGUUGCAGCUGGAGCGAUAUCAUACAAAUCAACUCAGUACUGGCUGAAAAAAAUUCUUGAAGGGUUGUACCAAGACGCCUUGGAAAUUAACAAAAAACUGAGUAUGCAUUCUGCAAAAUGAUCGCCGGUUUAAAAACU